AUGCCGCCCACUCGCAAAGCCGCCGCCGCCGCACGACGCAGCAUGUCGCGCACCAAGGAGGACGAGAAGCCCAAGGGCCUCGCAGCAAGGAGGAGUCGCCCGGCGGGUGCGAAGCCCACCAUGGUCGACAUGAUCGCCGAGGCUAUCGAGAAGGCUGGAGAUGCCCAUGACGGCGCCUCGAGGCCGCUCAUCAAGAAGUUCAUCAUCAGCAAGUUCAAGCUCGAGGACAACGCGACUACCGACGGCCGCAUCGCGACCGCCAUCCGUCGAGGCAACGAGUCUGGCGUCUUUGCCCUCCCGAAAGGCUUUGGCGGCAAGAUCAGGAUUGCUGAGGAUGGUGACAAGCCGUACGUCAAACCCAAGGCGGGCUCGAAGGGCACGAAGCGCACUUCCACCGGCACGAAGAAGACUGCGACCUCGUCUUCGAGUACCGCGAGGAAGCCGCCUGCCAAGCGCACGACCGCCAACUCGACCGGUACGGCGAGGCAGAAGCAGAGCGAGGGAGGCAAGCGGGGUGCUGCCAAGACCAACGCCAAGCGCGGUGCCACGACCUCGACCAUGACGUCCUCUAGGAGCACGCCAGCGAAGAAGACGGCCAGCAAGUCGUCGCCGAGGAAGACGACCUCGAGCUCGUCGAGGCGUGCUCGUAACUGA
Messenger RNA from Rhodotorula toruloides NP11, 654 nucleotides. Its product is annotated as Histone H1/H5. The transcript has 9 exons. Gene Ontology annotation, biological process: nucleosome assembly. Gene Ontology annotation, cellular component: nucleosome. The coding region runs from base 1 to 654 and encodes 217 amino acids. Gene Ontology annotation, molecular function: DNA binding. The record is from RefSeq and is a predicted model, not a curated record. NCBI's taxonomy places the organism in Eukaryota, Fungi, Basidiomycota, Microbotryomycetes, Sporidiobolales, Sporidiobolaceae.